This is a messenger RNA of Mollisia scopiformis, 1573 nucleotides long. Its product is annotated as MFS general substrate transporter. Gene Ontology annotation, cellular component: membrane. Gene Ontology annotation, molecular function: transmembrane transporter activity. NCBI's taxonomy places the organism in Eukaryota, Fungi, Ascomycota, Leotiomycetes, Helotiales, Mollisiaceae. The record is from RefSeq and is a predicted model, not a curated record. The transcript is spliced from 9 exons. The coding region runs from base 113 to 1573 and encodes 486 amino acids. Gene Ontology annotation, biological process: transmembrane transport.
AUCAUCACCAUCACCAUCUGGUCAGUAGUAACCAACUAAUCUUCAUUUACCCCAUUCGCAACAGUGCCUAUGUAUACGAUAGGGUAGAUUCAAAGCGAUCACAGCUGCUGACAUGUCCUCAAUCGCGCAACGAUGGGAGAAGAAGGUUCUUAGAAGCGACGGGUUGGUCAGGUUGGCGGCUCUCGUCGCAGCUACGACCGCCUGUCUUGGUUCUGGCACGAAUUAUGCCUAUUCCGCAUGGGCUCCUCAGUUCUCUGAACGGCUUCGGAUUACAUCCGCGCAGAGCAACCUCCUUGGCAUUGCAGGAAAUAUUGGACAGGCUCUAUCAGCUAUACCAAUCGGCUUAUUCAUAGAUUCCACCGGAGCGAGGCUCGCCGCUAUGAUAGGGGGUGUUACCAUCGCGAUUGGCUAUAAUUUGAUAUAUUCUGCGUAUAUGCAAGGACCUGAAUUCAUGGGCUUCUGGAUGAUUUGGUGCAUGUACUUCUUAACGGGCAUUGGUAGUUUCUCGACCUUCUCCGCUGCUAUCAAAAUUACUGCACUUAACUGGCCGCACAGAACAGGAGCUGCUACUUCUCUCCCGUUAUCUGCAUUUGGGCUAAGCGCAUUUGUGUUCACCACACUAUCGAUGCUAUUCCAGACAUCUCGAUCGCAGAUUCUACUAUUCAUUGCGGUCGGUGCUCCAUUCCUCAUCCUCGUUUCGUCUCCUUUCUUUCUCAAGGCCAAAUCGGAGCUGCCAGACACGGCCGCUGGCCAGGUAUAUACCGCACUUGAAGGCACAGAAAUCGACGGAGAAGCAGAAGCGGAAUCAUCGAUAGAAUGCUCUUUCGAUCGAACCACAGAAAAUCACCCAGAGGGAACAGUGUCCUCAGAGCGGCUGUUACUGACCGAUAGCACUGUAUUAAAAGAAUUUUCGCAAGAGCUGGACAUAUCUAUACACACGCUGGUCUCAACAGUAAACUUCUGGCUGUUGUUCAUGAUAUUUGGGCUCUACACUGGGAUUGGAUCUAUGACCAUCAACAAUAUUGGGUACGAUGCCACAAUGCUUUGGAGGAAGGACAAGUCAGAGAUUUCUCAACCAGCACUCGAGACGCAGCUACUUUUCCAUGUCUCGAUCAUAUCCAUCAUGAGUUUCUGCGGCAGACUCAUAUCUGGAGCAAGUUCGGACCUUUUCUCCGUUGUCUUCCUUGUCGCGCAGCUAUACGCUAUGUGGUGUAGUAAUCCACGCCUGCUUUGGAUCUUAUCGGUUCUGACUGGUUUGGCUUAUGGCUUGUUGUAUGGUGUCUACCCAGCCUUGGUCACCGAUGCCUUUGGAUUGAAGCAGCUAAGUCGCAACUAUGGUAUUAUCUCCCUGGCGCCCAUUCUGUGGAGUGGUAUCUUCAACCUCAACUACGGCAGGAUAAUCGAUCUUAAUUCUUCCACCAUUCCCAAUGGCGACAAGAAGUGCAUGCAAGGGCUGCAUUGCUAUACGGAGGCGUACCGUUACACAUUAGUAGCAACAGCUGGAGGCUUGGGGUUGAUUAUUUGGUGCGUAAGGCGAAAUAAUAGCAUGCAAUGGGCGCGUCGAUUGAGAUAG